CGGCGCUUCUCAAGAACGGAACUCCUGUCGUAGCCCGGGGACUGCCUGUAUAUGAAGUAAAAAGUGUGCCAAAGUUUUCUUCAGUGCAAUUGAGUUUUCUAUACCGCUACGGCGUAUAAUGAAGGCCACCGAAAGUAGGUCUAUCUUUUGGUGGUAUCAUUACAGUGCUGUACUAUGAGCCGCCACCCACGAAACUAUAACCAUGGCCCAGAAGCACGGUUAUGGCUAAAAUUAACCUUAAAUAAAAAAAAAAAUUACAGAGGCUAAAGGACUGCAAUUUGGUAUGUUUGAUGAUUAGAGGGUGAAUAAUCAACACACCAAUUUGCAUUCCUCUAGCCUCAGUUUUUAAGAUCUGAGCCAGACAGAAAAAAGUGAGGACAGACAAACAAAGCCUCACAAUAGUUUUCUAUUACCAAAAAAUAAACUGAAGAGCUGUGUAGUUAAUCAUUUUGCUCUUCUUUUAAAAGAAGUGAGCUGAAAUUAUAAGUGGAUAGAAAAUGUUGAAGUGAUCUUUGUAUACAAACCCGUUAUUUUUCAGAGUUCUGGAAUGGAGUAUGUUUGACACAAUACCUUGUAGCAGGAAAAGAUCUUAACUUUUGUAAAGCUUGGGCAAAUUGUAUUCACAAUUAUUAAAAAUAUAUAUAUAUUUUUUGGUAAUUCAUGAAGGACUGAAAUUAAAUAUACACUAUAUAUUUGUUCAUAUCUUGUUUUAUGACCCUUACAAUUUUAGUUACCCAGGGUACUGCUGAGUAAUCUUGUGAGUGCAACACUUCCUGGGUGCUAAAGUUCCCAGCAUCUGAAAGAAUGAUGUUACUUCAUGGACUCGACUUGAAGGAGGAGUGCUUUCAGUUGUCGUCUUGUCUCUCUUACUCCCCUUCUCCAUCAACCUCUCCCUCAUAAACGUGCAUUAUGUACAGCAGAGUUUCUAAACUCAGGAACUGCACAUUCUACGUAGAGAAUAUUCUCUAAUUACUCUUUCUCUCGUUUACAGAUGCUGACAAGUGCCAUCUCAAGUGACUACAGUUGUUAAGAAGUUGGAGACCCUGUUUCAAGCUGUAUCCUAUCUUUGACCUUAAAUGAACUUUCGUAAGGACAGACUUAUGUGAAUAGUAAAUGUGGCACGGCCUUAUAUGAACAUGGUGAAUCUGGGACAAACUUGUGAAAAUAGUGAAUCAGGGACAAACUUGUGAAAAUAGUGAAUCAGGGACAAACUUUGUUAACUUAGUGAAUGUGCAAUUGGACUUUUUAAUUGUACCUUUGCUUACUAAUGUGAUUUAUUUGUAAUUUUUCUGACUAUGUACUGUGAUCAUUUUUCAUCACAUGAUUAUGAAUCAAAUGGUUUAUAAAGACAGUAAUAACUAGUAUUGUGCAACAUUUUGUAUUUUAUUCAUGUCAUGUUCUAUAUGGAAUAUAAAAGGUUAUGAAAAAUUUAUAGUUUGUGGCAUUGUAACUUUGAAAUUAGCUAAUUCAGUGGAGUAAUUCAUCAUGAGAGAAACAAGACUUAGUAGAGGCAACGGUGGAGCAGCAAGAGGAAUGAGGAAGACUGCAGCACUGGAGAAAAAAACCAACAAAGAAGAAGAAGAUCUUUUAGGUGAAGAAAGUGCACAUUCACCUGUCAUCUCAGCCAAGGCAGAUGAGCAAAAUAAACAACAUGCAACAUCAUCAAGAAGAGGCUUGGUGAAAAAACAGAAAGAGGAUAAAACCUGGAAAGACAAUGCUGAUAUUAUUGAAGAUGAGGAAGUUUUGAGAAUUAUUGGAGAAUUGGAGAGGGAAGUUGUUGAUGCUUUCCCAGAGUUGAAUGAGACCAAUGAGACAAAGCAGUCAGAUGCUGAGAAACCCUUUGUCAUUGAGCCAAAAUGUAAUAUUGAGCCUAGCAAGGACAAAAAGAUUGAGAUAAGCUUAGAAAAUCACAAAGAAAAAAAGAAACCUUUGCAAGCUAAAGAGGUUGGAGGACUAAUAAAUCAUGGACCUUACAGUCGUAUUUUGUUUGUGGGAGAUUCCCGCCUGCAGUCACUUGAGGAUUUUUGGCCUGAAUAUCCAUUUGUCAAACCCCAGUUUCUUGUUGAACCCAAUUUAAAACUUGAAGAGCUUAAAGAUUUCAUCCUUUCACGUACUGAGCUUCCACAUUUGGAAAAUGGAACAUUGUUGAUAUGCAAUGUGGGUCUUCAUGACAUCAUCGAAUUGGUAGAUUAUAGUGAAUGUGCUUCAGUCAAGAAUCAUCAACCUGUGAAGAUCAUGACUCUUUCGGCAAAAGCAGUUGAAGAUAUAAUCAAGAUAGUAUUGUUUCGUCUCAGUAAAAUUUAUAAGGUACUAGAAGAAAUUUUAGAUAGCAGUUCAGUCAUUUGUUUUUCAGCCAUUAUUCCCUGUGACCCUAUAAUGCAUUUUGUUGUGCAGUCAAUAAAUCACCUUCCAAGAGGACAUGCCAGCAUGGGGUCUCGGCUUAGAGCGAGCUUAAACGAGUUGAAAUCUAAGGUCAAGAUUAUUUGCACAAGGGUCAAUAAGCAUUUGGAGAAACUGAGCCCCAUGCCAUCUAUAUGGAAUAUUAUGAAGUCGUACCACCUAGAUCGUAACAUUGGUGAGGCCUUUGUUGAUGGCAUUAACGUAUCUUCAGAGACGUCUCGUUUAUUAGCAUCCAGAUUGAACAGAUUUCUUUUAGAGUUGUUUUAUGGAAUGGAGAUAAAUACUAAAUUUGUCGAGUUUAACAGAGAUCAAAAAGUUAUCUUGGUAGGGGAUUCACGAUUGACGCUGCUGCAAGAGAUGUGGCAGGGUGAUAAACCAGAAUUUUAUUGUGAACCAAAUCUUGGGUUUUACAAUUUUAGUAAGUUUAUAAAUGAAAAACUAGUGGAUCUAAAACAGAAGAUUGUGAUUGUAUGUCUUGGACUAAAUGACCUGAUCCAGUUUGUUGACAAUGAAUCGUGCCUAGAAGAAAACCAUGAACCAUGCCAGGUUGCUUUGUCCAUAUGUGAUAGAUACAGUAGUACAGAUGAGUACUUUAAAAAAAUCCAAGAGAAUUUCAAAAGCUCUCUCACUUUGUUUUGCACAAAGAACCCUGUCAUGAUGUUUUUUGCAACCGUAUAUCCCAUUCAUAUAGAUAAUUAUAUGAAUUCACAAGUGAAAAUUCACAAGGAAAAGACAGGUCAUGUCAUCACCCCACCUCAGAAGGAACUAGAAGUGAAUGAAAGGUUGAAUGAAUUGGUGUAUAGGUUGAAUUCACUCAUAAAAGAAGUGUGCCAUGAACAUGGUUUGCCAUUGUGGGAUAUGUUUCAUGUUGUUUGCAGAGGAUAUGAAGCCUCAACUCUGAGCCCAGAUGUUUUAAAAGAUGGUAUUUAUCCAAGUGAAAGAACAGCCGAGGAACUUACUCGUUCCUUCUUUUCCUUUACCAAAGACAAGUUAUCACAAGAAUUUGCUGAAAAUGUGGAAGGGUACAAGUUUCCAUUUAGACCAUUGCCAACAUCUAGUGAUUACCCCACAAAUCAUUUAUGGGGAAAAAAAGUGGAUACCAAGCUUUCCACUGAGAAAACACAAAGAGGAGUUGAUCAGUCUACCAUUAAUGAAACAGAAGUCAAUAUUGAAAGUUCCAGCCAGUCUUCUGGAGCAGUGAAUUAUGAAAAAAACAAAACUUUGAAGGAGGAAAAGAAAGGACCAACCAAGGGGGAGACAAAAUUAGGCAUUUCUAAACAUCCAGAGGGCCAGAAGCAUGGUGAUCACAGGCAAAGACAUAGCCCUGAAACAUCGUACCCACAAGAAAGGUCCCACCAACCAAAUACUGAUAGUACAAGUAUAUCAUCAAACCCAGUACACAGAAGAUUUUCGCAUAAAGAUGAUCGUCCAUCUGUGUUUACCCGUAUAAAAGAUAGACGUCCACGCUCAGAAGAAAGAAGAUAUCCUUUGCCUUCACCGGAGAGGCAUCCAUACCUGGAAGAAAAAAGAUAUCCUAUGCCUUCACAAGAGAAGCAUCGACGGUCAGAAGAAAGAAGAUAUCCAUUGCCUUCACCAGAGAGAAGACAUCGAGGCUCAGAAGAAAGAAGAUAUUCUUUGCCUUCACCAGAGAGAAGACAUCGUUUAAGGACAUCUAGAUCUCCAAAACAUGGGAGAAGAUCAAGAUCUCCAUUACAUAGGAGAAGAUCUAGGUCUCCUUUGUACAGAGACAGGUCUUGGUCUCCUCGUUACAGAGGAAGAUCAAGGUUUAGUAGGUCACCAGAACGACAUCAUAGAAAACAGAGAUCUCCUGAUAGAGGUCGUGAAAAUAGGGAAUCACUUAAUUUAGGAAAGGUUCCUUGGUCAAAAACAAGCAGUGCUUUGGAACCAUUCACAGAGUCUGUUAGAAGAAUUCGAAAGAAGUGUCAGAUGGAGAAAGAUCCAAUUUUUCGAGAUGCUCUUCUUGACUUGUUUAAUACCCAUGUUCAUGAGUGUGAAUUGUAUUUGUAUAAGCCAGAUGCACAUCCAGAUUAUUCCAAAGAAUACAGGCUGUUUUUGGUAAAAAAAAGAGCUUCCAUAAUGAGUUUGGGUGGUGAUCCAGAAUCAUUUGAUUACUUAAAAGAAUGGGAACGGUUUUGGCCUUCACGUAUGUUUGAACUCUUCCAAGAAAGUUGGGAAGCUAAGAAAACACAAUGUCUAUCUAUGAUGACUUCAAAGAGAAAAAGACCAUCUUCAUCUAUGUCAUCUUCACGAUCCCCGACUCCAGAGAGGAGGAGAAAACGAUCAAAAAAGAAAGCUUCAAAGCCUGAAAAAAGUUUCCCCAAACCUGAGAAAAAGAAAGUUUUUGAAGGGAACAACAAAUGGAAACCAAUGGGCUCCCCUGAAGAUACUUCGGACAGUGAUUUUAUGCAAGACAUGGUUCUCACAAGACAUGAUCCAGAGAAAUUGAUAGAAACUAGUGCGCAAUCCGUGAGUUUACCGUUUGGUGAAAAAGUAUCUUCACAAAAUGUAGUAAAGAAGAAAGUUGUGAAUGUUGUUGAAGUUCUUGGUAUAUUAGCAUAUAUGAAAGAAAAAUUGGGUGUAUAUGGAUUACCAGUCAGCAUAAUGUAUGAAAAAGCAGUCGAAAUGGAAAAGAAAGGUUUAAAUCCAAAUGCUUUGCUAGAAGAUGAAGAAACAGCAACUCUGUUUGCUAUGUUGAGUGAUAAACUCUCUUCUCAAAUUGAAGAAGGGGAUGGAUCAACCAUCCAGAAAGCUAUUACUCUUGAAGCACACACACUUUUGCUUGACUUAAUAACUGAAAUAAAUGAAAUCAAGAAAAAACACAAGAAAAAUUUGCCUGUCAACAUUGCCCAGAUAGCUCGUUUAACAAUUGGAAAGACAAUAUCAGACACUAUCAUGCUUAUAAAGAAUUUCUUGGAGUAUGAAGGCUAUUCUAAUGUAUCCAAGGAUGCUCUAGAAAAUAUAUAUAUGUCUGUCAAAGAUGAGCAGUUGAAGCUCACGGAGUCUACAUCCUCAAGCCAAAAUUAUAGGUCUGUAGCCUCUCCAUCAGGAUUCACCAGAACAGACCAGAAGACAGUUGAAAGUAAAAGACCUAGUCAAGGCUUCACAAAUUUUGUUGUACCUCAAGAUAAGCUGAAUGAGGAAUUCUUCAUAGGAAAGAAUUCAUUUUCAAGUAGAGAUGUAGGAUUAUCUAAGCCAGCAAUAGUAAAAGCUUCCACAUCAAAGUUUGACACCCCAGAGGAACUUGAUGAAGAGUUCUUUACUGGUAGGAAAUUCUUGAAACCUAGUGGUUUCAUAGAUAAUGAGAGAAAUGAAGCGACUUUUAAAUCUACUUAUGUCCCUCACAAGCAUAAACUACCUCCGCCUGCCCCUAUAAUAUCAGGAAUACGUAGUUCAGUGCUUUUAAAGAAUUCUAGUUCACAGCCAGGUUUACAGCUUUCCCAGAAUGCAAGUUCACAGCUUUUACGGAAUCCCAGUUCACACCUUUUACAGGAUUCUAAUUUAUCUCUUUUACAGAAUUCUGCAAAUAAACCAUCAUCAGCUUCUAGUGUCCCUAAAGGGCUACCAGAAGCUGUAGACUUCGAUUUAUUACGAAAAUGUCUAGCAGCUCUGCCAAAUUUCCCUAAAUGAUUACUCAAGAAUGAUGUCAUGAAUUUAAGAACAGUCUUUUUUUGGGCCUAGAAAAGUAGAGUACAGUGUAUGUGAAAUAAAUCAUGGGGGAGCUGAACACCCGGUGUAGUUGCAGCAUCCUGCAAAAUGACAUUGAUGUAUAGUAAUAACUUUUUUGUAGUGUACAUAUUCUGAAGCCCAACGCUUGGCAUCUUUUUAAGAGAUAAAGUAGACUGGAGAGGAAAGUGAGGCCUAACCCAAAGGGAAACAAGCUUCUUAAAGAAAAUGUUUAGAACUUUGUGGGGGAAGAAAUGGCAGAGAAUUCACAUGGUGGUGAAGGCAGUGAAAUGACCCUCAAGUAGAACUAUAUUGAGCACUUAUUUCCGCAUGAUAAAUGCACAAAACAGGUGAGAAGGGAGGGAACUCAUUAAGAAUGAUGUUUGAAGCUUGAAGAUUUGGCCAUCAAUUUGUAUGUAAAUUGCGCUGAAACCAGAACACUAUUGAAAAAUGUAAAAUGAGCUUUGAGCUGCAGUGGGGCACCUGAUUAAUAAAGAGAUUUAUUUUAGAAGGGCAGAAGCUAGUUACUACCAAAGCUUCUACAAUUCAAGUUAUUCAUUCUUGAGCAAUAGAGUCAAUUUUGCCAGAGACUAUAACUGUUCCAUGGCACCAGAUGCCUGGGUCUGUAGAGAGUUGACUUCUCAACAUUAAGCGAGUGCAUGAAUGGAAAUAUGUAUGUGCAAGAUAUAGAGAUGUGGUCAGAUUUAUAAUAAUCUGUUUUAUGUACCAAACUAUUCAAGCUAGGUGUAGUCACUGAAAAGUGUCCAUGUAUAUAAUCUUUUCUGGCCAAUAGUACUAAUGAUGGCUGAUAAUCCCUUAAUGGUGGAACAGUAUCAGCAGUCGUAGGCUAUUCUUUGCUGCUAGUUAUUCUUGGGCAAUCUGUUCAAACUUGUAACUUUAUGGAGCCACUCAAGAGUGUUGUCGUAAUUUGUAUUAAUGUAAGAUGAACAUAUUGUAAAACCCGGAUGUAAAAAUGAAUAAAUGUCUAUUGUU
Molecule: messenger RNA, 7077 nt
Organism: Macrobrachium nipponense
Lineage: Eukaryota; Metazoa; Arthropoda; Malacostraca; Decapoda; Palaemonidae
Exons: 4
Coding region: 1486-6048 (1520 amino acids)
Source: RefSeq, a predicted model, not a curated record